CGGUCGGCCAGUCGGGUUAAUAUUUUCAUAAUCAAUCUGGCUGUGGGGGAUCUGACAGUUCUCUCCUUCACCAUGACCACGGAGCUCCUGUUCGUCGUCCUCAACCAAAGUUGGACGCUUGGGAAUGUUGUCUGCAAGGCAGUUCUUUAUAUCCAGAUAAUCACUCUAGCUAGCACGACGUUCAUCCUGACGGCAAUGAGUGUCGACCGCUACCUGGCCAUUUGUAGGCCCCUUAAAAUCAACUCGCUGAACUUCAGUCCCCGUAAGAUGAUCAUCCUUUCCUGGACUCUGGCCCUCGUCUUUGCCUCCCCCCAACUUUUCAUCUUUAAACAAUCGGUAGAGGGGGUGUAUCCGGAUGGUCGGUUGAAGUUGGAGUGCGCCAGUAAGGGAUACACGGAGUGGUGGCAGAGGAAGAUGUACUUCACCUUCAUGACAGCCUACAUACUUCUGAUCCCAUGCUUCGUUAUCUCAUUUUGCUACAUCAACGUCGCCAGGAUCGUCUGGAGACAAACAAACAUCGUCCAUUUGAAGCAAGUUAAAAAUAAUUCCAAGCUGCAGAGUGGCGGUGGCGAGUGCGGUGCCAAGUUGAAAACGAUAAAAAUGUCGCUCAGUAUAAUAUGUGUCUUCGUCGUCUGCUGGACGCCUUACUUUGUGGUCCACCUCGUUUACAUCUGGUCAGAGUACACCUACAAAAUACCGAAGUGGCUGUUUGCCUGUGCCGACACCACCGCCUUCCUCAACAGCGCCCUCAAUCCCAUCAUCUACGGAUUCUUCAACGUUAAAUUUCGGAAGCGGAAAUCGAAU
Messenger RNA from Helobdella robusta, 804 nucleotides. RefSeq lists its product as hypothetical. Gene Ontology annotation, biological process: G protein-coupled receptor signaling pathway. Lineage: Eukaryota; Metazoa; Annelida; Clitellata; Rhynchobdellida; Glossiphoniidae. The record is from RefSeq and is a predicted model, not a curated record. The transcript is spliced from 3 exons. The annotation marks the transcript as partial. Gene Ontology annotation, molecular function: G protein-coupled receptor activity; peptide binding. Gene Ontology annotation, cellular component: membrane.